CCUGUGCAGCUGCUGCUGGACACGGCCAGAGCACUGAGAGAUAUCAGGUAUUGAUGUAACUGGAUUGAAUAAGGGAACCUUCUUCCUGAGCACAGACAUUGGAGCCUGUUAUCAGCAUGAACUCAUAUGUGUUAGACAAACACGUGAAUAGUUCAUUCAUUAAUGACUAUUCACAAACAUUGGGGAUAUCACAGCAGAUAUUUAAUGAAGAUGGUGAAUUUGCAGGAACUGGGCAGCAAUCAUUAUGUACAGAGAGUAAUUUAGUCAUCAAACAAGAGAACAACAUUUAUGACUUAUCUAGUGAAAUGAUUAUCCCUGAGGAUAAACCACAAACAUUUACUGAGUUUUCAAAAAAUGUUAAAGAAGAGAAAAGUCUACAGUCUAGCCAAAUGAUUCAUACAAAGGAGAAACAUUUCAAAUGUACAGACUAUGAGAAAAUCUUUAGAUAUAAGUCUCAUCUACUAGAACACCACAACAUUUACACAGAUGAGAAGCCAAACACAUGUACUGAGGGUGUGAAAAGUUUUAUACAAAUGACAAAACGUAUAGCUCAUGAAAGGACCAACACAGGGGAGACACUAUUUAUCUGUACAGAGUGUGGAAAAAGUUUUACACGAAUGUAUAAUCUAAAAACUCAUGAAAGGAGUCACACAGGAGAAAAGCCUUUCAUAUGUACAGAGUGUGGAAAAAGUUUUACAGAAAAGAGUCAUCUGAAAAUUCAUGAAAGGAUUCACAGAGGAGAAAAGCCUUUCACAUGUACAGAGUGUGGAAAAAGUUUUAUAGAAAAGAGUAGUCUGAGAAAACAUGAAAGAUUUCACACAGGGGAAAAGCCUUACACAUGUACAGAGUGUGGAAAAAGUUUUACAGAAAAGAGUAGUCUGAGAAAACAUGAAAGAUUUCACACAGGGGAAAAGCCUUACACAUGUACAGAGUGUGGAAAAAGUUUUACACAAAAGGGUGAUCUGAAAAAGCAUGAAAUGAGUCACACAGGAGAAAAGCCUUUCACAUGUAAAGAGUGUGGAAAAUGUUUUACACAAAUGGAUAAUCUGAAAAUUCAUGAAAGGAGUCACACAGGAGAAAAGCCUUUCACAUGUACAGAGUGUGGAAAAUGUUUUACAGGAAAGAGUAGUCUGAAAUAUCAUGAAAGGAUUCACACAGGAGAAAGGCCUUUCACAUGUACAGACUGUGGAAAAGGUUUUCUACAAAUAAGUAGUCUGAAAAAUCAUGAAAUGAGUCACACAGGGGAAAAGCCAUUCACAUGUACAGACUGUGGAAAAGGUUUUAUACAAAUAAGUGGUCUGAAAAGUCAUGAAAGGAUUCACACCGGGGAAAAGCCAUUCACAUGUACAGAGUGUGGAAAAUGUUUUACAGAAAAAAGUACUUUGAAAAAACAUGAAAGGAUUCACACAGGAGAAAAGCCUUUCACAUGUAUAGAGUGUGGAAAAAGUUUUGCAUAUAAGGAUAAUCUGAGAAAACAUGAAAGGAUUCACAAGGGAAGAAACCUUUCACAUGUUUAGAAAGUGAAAAAAGAAUUUUAUUGAAAUCAGGUAUCACAAAACACAAAAUAUUUACACACAAAUAAACUUUAUAUACACAGUGUACAAACCUUUUAACAAUUAUCCUAAAUAGGGCAAACUCUCUAAAUAGAAGCAUCAAAUGAGAUGUUAUUGUAAAUGAUACUUUCUAAAUCCCAGUUAUAAAAGCCCCAGAUUGGAAGAGCUCUCCUGCUGUCCUUUAUUCCUCUAUAAAUGUGCACCUCAGUUUCUCUCAUAUAAAUGUGAUAGAAUCCAAACGCCACACAGGAAUAUACAAAUCUGUCCUCAUACUGACCAGUUUACACAACCAUUCACCCCAAAGCACCCCCAGUGUUGUUUAUUAAUAUGCCAGUGUUAGGAGUUGUAUGUUCGAUUUACAUAGAGGAGAAAAUAAUUACAUUUACAGAAUAAAAUAAUAUUUAUAUGAAUAUAGAGUGUUAGACAAUUAUAUAAACAAGAACAUCAGUCUCAAAUGAUUGACAUCUGGGAGAUAUAUUUUUUUUUUUGCAAAUAAUUUUUUUUAUUGAAGUUAAAGUAAAGGUUAACAAACAAGAUUCACCUUUGAGACCAAAUUACAUCCAAAAAAAGUAUUACAUUGUCUAUAAGCUAAUAUUGGCGACAAAACAGAAUACACAUGUGAGAAGAGAAUUAUAUAUCAAAUGUUAACAUGGUGCUAGACAGAAGUUUAGGUGAAAUGAAAUAGAACUUAAUUUUAUAUUAUAUUACUGACAGAUGACCUCCACAACGUAGUAGUAAACAAUCUUUAACAUAUCUGAAUCAGGCUAUCAGCCUGUGGAGAAUUAGUAUAUGUGUCGGCCACUCUUGGGCCGAAAUAUAUAGAGGGGGAGGGAAUAUCAGCGGGCAAUAGCCGCUCAAAUAUAAAGUGGAAGGUGGAGGGGCGGAGCCUUCCAGUCAGUGGGUGGGGCUUAUAAUAUAAUUAAGUGUGGAUUAGCUUCCUCGACUGUUAGAUAGGCACUGAAGAUAAUACUAGGGUCAUUAGGUUCCUAUUUUGGAGAAUUCAGCCAGACUACUCCCUGCCUGUGUAGAGUAAGAGUAUAUACUAUAGUGCAAUGGGCACAUUAGGAGAUUAGUAUAUUGUGUAGCUAUACAACCUAUAGGGUCAGUAAAAGUCAUACACAACCCCUAGAGGUACAGAUAUGUUUAACACAUUAGGGAUACCCAGAAUAUAGGUAAACAUAUUUAUGCGCAAACAAAUGAGUCACAGGGUUUGCUUAUAAUACACUAUAUGUCUCUAUACGGGGCCUAUAGUCAAAGCUGCUGUUCCCCUGUAUGGGCAUUAAGUUGAUAUAUUGAUGACUCAGGAAGUAUGGUGUCUCAGCGAGUGUGCUACUGUAUUAGUAUCUCCUCUGGCAGAUCUCAUUGAGGUAAAACCUCUCUAUAUCUCCCAAUGACUAGGUCUGUAAAUAGACAACCGAUAAGUAAUAUUACUGGCUUCUGUUCAUAGGAGAUAAGGAUUUCAGUAGAACACUACAACAUUUGGGUAUGAUAAUUUAACCUAGAUAGUAGGGUUAUUUAGGGAGAAGUUUAGCAAUAGUAAUGUCAUAUUAAAUAAUCCCAGAUUAUCCACAAAUUAAAAUUGUUAGAAGCCAAACCAUAUGUUGUGCAAGAUGAUGAAAGCAUUUUAUAAGGGUACUUACAUCUAAGGUGAACAUAGAGCCUAUAUGGGUAUAUAGAAUUGUGUAAUGUCCCUGUCUUGAAUUGAGUAAUAGAGCAUAUCUUCAGAAAUAUCCAUAUUAGGGAAACUAAAGCCUAUUUACGCGUCGAAUGUGACUAAGACUGCUAUGACCUAUAGAGCUAAACAAGGGAGGCAGGAUGCUGAUAAUAAUAUAACAAGUGACCUCAUGAGAACUGAUAGAUGAAAGAGAAGUCUCAUAGCCAAAGUAGAAAAUAAACAGCUAAGAGAGAUCUAAAACUUAAAUAUGGGAAGUAAUGGGCCUCAACAAUCACUCUGUAGUAUUAUGUGGAAAGGGGAACAUUAGAAUGUUUGGGGCAGAGGGAAUUUCUGGAUGAGCCCCUCUCCUAGGGGAGUGUCACCUAUAGACGAUGUGGGAAAAAGGAGUGGGGAUAUGACCCGCAGGCAGAAAGCACCGGCGGGAAAGGGAGGAGAGAGGCUUAACAGGGAUAAAUAAUAUAUAUUGGUAAUGUGGACAAAGCUAUAGAGAAAAUAUGAAUAACAGUCCUAUAUUCACCAAUAAUGAUAGCAGAUGACAUACAGAAUAAAAAUAACCCAACAUUUAAGUAAUAAUAGCAAAUACUCAAACAGCUGAAUGUAUCGGCUCAAUAUAAAGCUAUAGAGAUUUCCUCAGUAUAGAAGAAUGAGGGAAAUUACAUUUAUAAGUACACUCUGUAUACAACUAAAAAGAUAAGGAUAAAAACCAAACUAUUUAACCUGAAGGACCUGCGAGUGAGCAAUGGAGUUCUAAAGAAAUAGGGUACAUUGGCAAUCAACAAAGAUUUAUGUAACAACAGUUUAUAUAGGCACUCUACCUUCUAUUAACAGACAAUUUGUAUAUACUAUAAUUUUAGGUAAAAAGUAUAAUAGGUAUGCUACGUAUUGCACGCAUACGAGAAGAUAAGGUCUUACAUGCACUAAGCGUGCAGAAGGUGCCAUUUUGAAACCUUAUAUUAAUAUUAGUGGAAAUAGACAGGCACCAUAUUAUAGUAUAUAGUAUAGUACGGAGUGAAUUACAGUACACAAUGCCUCUAAGUACACAAUCAUGCAGUUUCAUUCACAUCUAUAGGGUCCUAAAAUAACUCUCAGGCCUUAUCACAUGGUUUAUAGAAUAAAAAAAUAAAAAAAGGAAGAGAGAAAAAAUAAAAUAAAAAAUUAAGCAAUCAGGACAACAUGCACCUUAGUAACAAUAAACAGUACAUGUUGUUCAACAGUAUGGAUAUGGGCGAUUAUGCUAGCAACUAAGCUUAGCAGGGCGAUGUAUCUAUGAUAAAGUAAUUUGCUUGUGGUUAGAGUGGGCUGACAUGAGGGGUAGACAUCAGCUAACUGUCACAAUAUACAGUAGGAUAAAAUAUUGAUGAUAUGCAAGAACCAUAUAAUUUACAAUAUACUCAUAUAGUAAAAUAGCGUAUGAAACAUCCAGUUUUUAUAGUAUACACUAACAUUAUUAGUGCGGUGACAUUACCUAUUAGGGGGAAAUAAUAAAACUCGGCCAAAAGAGAUGGUCACUUUGGGAGAGACAGGUGAACCUGAGUGGGCCAAAGGCCACUUGCACAGACAUUAGAAACUGCACUUAAUGUUGUUACAAAAAUUAUUAUCCUAAAAUAAAUAUGUCUCUUGUAGUGAGUCGUCUUCUUGCUGCUGGAUUUUAGUGGGUCAGUAAAUCCGACUCAACUAUGUACUUUAUUUCAACUUUCCUGCCAAGUAUUGUAGAGGACUGCAAAAGUAGGUGAGUAUAUCUCGGGUAGUCAGCCGUCAUAAUCAUGUUAAAUUACCCCAUUCAUGCAAUUCUUAGAGAGGAAAAAUAAUAAAAGAUUCUGGAUCAUGAGAAACGUAGAUAUUAGGAUCUCAUGGUGCAAACUAUUACCGCUCAGCCGACUCCAGCUCUGUCAAUCCACUUAUAGAGGUGUCUCAAGAAGAACAAUCUCCAGAUUCGCAGGUGGUAAAAUGAGAGCCGCUUGUAAGAUAUCUCUAUGUUAGAGAGGUGUAGCUGAAGAGGGGAGCUGCGUGAAACACUCUGUACAUGAUUAUUAGCCAGGUCUGCCGCUCGGUCUCCUCUCUCUCCCGCAGUAGAUAUCUUGAGUGGAGCGUGUAAGAUCUCCAUAAUUAGUACAUAGCUUUGCAGGGAAUGACUUCCGGUAGGGGUUAGCUGCUGUCAAUGGCACUUGUGAUGCUACGGGACCCUGAGGCUUCCCUGGUGGUACUGAAGUGGUGUCGGUGAGUGCGGCAAAUUGCACCAUAUCAUCUAGACACAAAUUUGCUCCUGGAAACUUGUGUAGCUCGUGUUCCCCCUGCUCCUCUUGCUUGAUCCAUCUGACAUCCGAUGGGCCGUAAGUAAGACCUGGGUCAGCUGAUGGGGGAAGGGGUGAGCCAGCAGCAGUUUGCAAGGCAGCCGAACAAGCCAUAUAGUGCUGAUCUAAGCGGGCAGCCAUAUCUUUCAGGAGGGAGAUAACUAGCUUCAGGGUGCCUGUCUGGCAUACUGCGUCAUGUGGGCCCUCCAUGUUGUUCAGCAGGCUACGCAACUUACGUUUUUAUUUUGCUUCGCUGUGCUGGUUACACUUUUUCAGAGUCCGUCCUAACCCAUAUUAGUAGUAAAGAAUCCUGUAUUUACGCUAGUUAUAUAGCAGAAAGUCAAACUUCCAUACUGGUGUUAGAUUCUUAGGGCUUGCGGCUGAGCUCUGUGUUCACAUGGCAGCUUUAGGAUAAGCAUUUCUGGUCAAAGUUCCUCUUUCUGGUCACCGAAUCUGAUUUAGCAUUCAACUUAUAAGAUGGGCUGCAAUGGAUCUUUGUAAGAGGGUUAGAAUUAUUUGCCUAGUUGCCAAAAAAGCUCAAAAAAUCUCCUAAAAAUAAAGUUUAGUGCCAGAGCUCAUGUAACAUGCGUCUGAUCAGCUUGGUAGUCGGCUCCGCCCCCCCUGGGAGAUAUAUUUAAUGUGCACAUCAUGUGGAUAAACCUUUUCUUAUAGCAAUAGAUGCUUAGCAUUGUACAUGUUAUAUACCAGAGGAAUUACUGAGGGGAAACUGAUUUUAUCUAAUGAGACACAAUAUCAGUAACCGGUCCAUACGUGAUCAGAAUCAGUUUAAUUUAAAUGGCUACUAUAACCUACAUGUAUACUGGGUAUGUAAUAUGUGUGUCAUGUGAUCAUAAUCAGUUAAUUUAAAUGGCUACUAUAACCUACAUGUAUACUGGGUAUGUAAUAUGUAUGUCAUGUUCUGUAACUUGAUAUUAUGUCUGUUAGAUGUUUUCAUGUUAGUUAGAAGCCACAAGAACUGAUAAUAGCACAUACUGUAUAUAUAAAGGGAACAUUAUAUGUCUGAUAAAUCCCUUUGUAUCAAGAGCACAAGUGUUAGGUAUAUUUAUACCAUUGUGUGCAGAUAUCAUGUAAUGCUGCUUUUUACUAUAUAAUGAUAUACAAUGUUUUUUCAUGCAAAUAAAAAGUGAUUGUAAUCCA
Messenger RNA from Bombina bombina (fire-bellied toad), 6677 nucleotides. RefSeq names its product gastrula zinc finger protein XlCGF26.1-like. NCBI's taxonomy places the organism in Eukaryota, Metazoa, Chordata, Amphibia, Anura, Bombinatoridae. The transcript is spliced from 3 exons. The record is from RefSeq and is a predicted model, not a curated record. The coding region runs from base 117 to 1517 and encodes 466 amino acids.